Molecule: messenger RNA, 1285 nt
Organism: Rhododendron vialii
Lineage: Eukaryota; Viridiplantae; Streptophyta; Magnoliopsida; Ericales; Ericaceae
Product: psbP domain-containing protein 3, chloroplastic
Exons: 11
Coding region: 88-840 (250 amino acids)
Biological process (GO): photosynthesis
Cellular component (GO): extrinsic component of membrane; photosystem II; photosystem II oxygen evolving complex
Molecular function (GO): calcium ion binding
Source: RefSeq, a predicted model, not a curated record
AGAAAAACACACAGAUUACUUACUAGUGGGAAAAAGCAAACAAAAUCCGGAAAAAUCUGAAUAGACGAACCAAGUAAGCAAGCAACAAUGGCGUCGUCUGUGUGGUGCCUGAAUUCUCACGGCUCCGCCGCUCCAUUUCUAUCUUCUGAAAAACCUUAUCGCCUCAAGAAGUUCAAAAGGUCGCAAGUUCUUUGUUGCGGGAGCUACAGUACCCACCUCCAAAAUUCAAGUCUUUCCAUCCGUCAGUGCCAAUCCGGAACUAUAAGGAGACAGGUUUUGUUCCAGACCAUAAUUGCUGCAUUUUCUUUUCCUCCAAUUGUUUCCAUUGCUUUGGCAGACAGCGAGGUGUUGGGUGAUUUCCGCCUUUACUCCGAUGAGGCAAACAGGUUCAAAAUUAUGAUUCCCCAAGAUUGGCAAGUUGGUUCAGGAGAUAAUAAUGGAAUCAAAUCAGUAACUGGAUUUUUCCCUGCAGAACCUUCUAAGUCGAAUGUUACCGUUGCAAUCACGGGGCUUGGUCCGGAUUUUACCAGAUUGGAAUCUUUUGGUAAAGUUGAUGAGUUUGCUGAGACUCUAGUUAGUGGAUUGGACAGAAGUUGGCAAAGACCCCCAGGUGUGAAAGCGAAACUCAUUGACUCGAAAGCUGCUAAUGGAUUGUAUUACAUCGAUUACACUCUGCAAAACCCUGGUGAAACUCUCAGACAUUUGUUUACAGUGCUUGGGAUGGCAACCACUGGUUGGUAUAACAGACUAUAUACUGUCACUGGACAGUAUGUUGACGAAGACUCAGAAAAAUAUGGUUCGAAAAUUGAGAAAGCUGUUGCAUCUUUCAGAUUUAUCUAAGAUUCGAAGAUAAUUAUGAGAUGAAUCGGACAACCUCAUGGUUUGAUAGCUGGUCAAGUCACACAUGUAUGCUGAUGAUUUUAAAGAUCCUUUUGAUUUUUGCUUCCAACCUCCUCUCUUGUUGGCUCAAUAUCUCCAACGGAAGUUGAGUUUCUCUGUUAAAAGGCCAAGCGUCAAGUGGUUUUCCCAUCCGGAGCUAGAGUUUUGCUGCACCGGAAGCGGGUAUUUGGCAGACCACCAACCAGAGCAGCUGCUGACUUUAUUUUCUUUCUUUCUUCACCUGUUUGAGGCUACAAUAUUUUUGGCAGAUUUACUCUCUGCUUUUCUUUCGUUAUUCCUAUCCCUUCUUGUUAUCGACUUAAUGCCCCUAGCUACUGUUCUUGUGGCAUUCUGGAACUAUUUUGCCCAUACAAGGAACUAUUGUAGUGGUUGAUUCAGACCUAAA